AUGGUGGUGGCGAAUCCGUUGGCGAAUAUAACGCAAGAUAAUAACUCUACUGUGUUUGAAGAUGCUGUUAAUUAUUCAUUUGUGUUACCAAAUAACAAACCAGGAUCAUCACAAUCAACUAAUUCAACAUCAACAUAUAAUCAACCAUUAAAGAAAUUACCUACCAAUUCAUUGAGUGAUGUUCAAUACAAGAGAACCAUACCGAGAGAUAACCUCUAUGAUGUUUUACAUAAGGAGAUUCCUACCGCUAAUACGAUAAAUCCAACUAUAGUUCAAGGUAUGGACAAGAACGGUUUAGAUGAUGUUACCGAUGAUGCUGUGUUAAGAUUAUACAGAAGCAGAUUAGGAUUUCAAAAAGAUAAAAGAUUGGAAUCAUCAUUGAAUGCUACAAAUUCUGUUUCGAAGAGUAAGCUGAAGAGUGAACCAAUAUACUACAAGCCUCCAUCAUCAAAUUUUAAAGAUAAUCAAUAUGGUAUAAAAUCAUUCUUACCUCCUAAUGUUCAACUUCGAGGUAAUUCUGAAGAUGAAGAAACUAAUAAGAAGAAUAAAAUACCACUUAUAUUUUCCAAAGCUAUGUUAAAAUCGAAUUCCAAUUCCAACACAACUCCAAAUGUGAGUCAAUUAUGGAAAUCAAUUCAACAAGAUUCUAAACUUCAAAACAAGAACGUUGAUGAAGAUGAACUUGAUGAUAAUGAUGUAUUUAACAGUAAUAGAAGUGCUACUGGAGAAUGGAUGAACCCGAUUGUUAAACAAGCUUUAGCAAGACAAAUUAAUAAAGAAUAUGAACUUAAAAAAUGUAUGAAAUUCAUAUUGGCUAUUAUAGCAUUUGCAUUAAUCAAAUCCUUGGUGUUAAGAAUGUAUAUCUUAUUUCAAUUGAAACAAAUCAAAUUAAAAGUUGAAUAUAAACUUCAUAGUGCAAGGAUUUUAGCUAUUAAUGAUAAUGUUUAUAUCAUAUUAUUUUCAAGAUUAAUUAUUGGAAUAUUUUUUAUUAAUAUCUUAAUUUCAUUGAUUAAUUUAUUUAGAGACCAAGAUCAGUGUUAUGAUUUACCAUUAAGUGAUGAACAAAGAGCUUUAAUUGGAUUAAAAGUUAAGAAUGAUGAUAGUAAACUUGAAAUUGAACGAGAAGUUGAAGGAUUAACUGAACAAGAUAUAAGUGGUGAACAAGAAGAUUUGAAAGCUGAAUUAAUCUUACAACAAAGACAAUAUGAAUUAAAGCAUAAUAAUAAUCAACAAAUCAAUAAUAUUAUAAAUUUACCAAGAUAUAAUAAAUUGAAUGGAUAUAAUGAUGAUUAUUUUACUUCAAGUAUUGAAAACGAGCCGAUUACAUUGGAUAAAAGUCUCCCAAUAACAACUACAUCCACAAACUCAAAUAUUAAUCUAAACGCCACCGCAACUACAGCAACAACGCCUAAUACGCAAUCAAUAUAUCCGAUUAGAUCGAUGUUAGCAGCAAUUGAUAAUACAUCCCUUUCUAAUACUAAAAUUGCUAAUUCUCAAGUAUUAACAAAUAGGAAAUUAUCAUUUGUGACAACGGUUACUCAUCCCAAGCAUAAUGAAGAAGAAAUACGGGCCGAAUUACUGAAAUUUAAGAAGAACUUCAAUCUUGAGUUUAACUUCAAUGAGGAUACUUAA
This is a messenger RNA of Scheffersomyces coipomensis, 1632 nucleotides long. RefSeq lists its product as uncharacterized. Lineage: Eukaryota; Fungi; Ascomycota; Pichiomycetes; Serinales; Debaryomycetaceae. The transcript has a single exon. The record is from RefSeq and is a predicted model, not a curated record. Gene Ontology annotation, biological process: spindle pole body duplication; protein import into nucleus. Gene Ontology annotation, cellular component: nuclear pore transmembrane ring; nuclear outer membrane. Bases 1 to 1632 code for a protein of 543 amino acids.